AUGGUUCGGAUUGCGCUCGCUGGAGGCUCGGGGGGAGUUGGACGAGAGAUUCUGGAUGCUCUCCUGGAGACGGGAAAACACAACAUUAGUGUCAUCUCUAGAAAGGAAAAUAACAUUCCUGAGCUUGAAUCACGAGUGUCGUGGGUUGUUGCGGAUUAUACCGAUACUGGUCGAUUAGCCGACCUACUCCAAGGAGUUGAUACAGUUCUUUCAUUCAUUGUGGUGGCACAAGACAAAGGAAACCAGUCACAGCGAAACUUGAUAGAUGCAUGCGUCAAGGCUGGCGUCAGGCGAUUUGCACCAAGCGAUUGGGCAGGGGCAUCGACCAAUGGCCUUCCGUGGUACGCAGGUAAGACUGCAAUCGAGCAGUAUCUGAAGAAGAUUAAUCAAGAAAGCAAGGUUCUUGAGUAUUGCUGCUUCAGACCAGGCAUGCUCAUGAAUUAUCUGGCUUUUCCUCAAAAAACAACCAAAUACGCAGAUAUUUGGGGCAUUCAUAUCGACAUGGAGCAUCGACGGGCCAUCAUCCUGGGUGACGCCAAGAACCCUGGCUAUUUCAGCAUGACAACCAUGGACGAUGUAGCCAAAGUCGUUGCCAAGGCUGUAGAGUACGAAGGAGUGUGGCCAGAAGUAGGGGGGAUAAGAGGCGACAAUAUUUCCCAGCAAGAGCUCAUUGCCUUGGGAGAAAAGAUUCGAGGUGGGAGGUUUGCAGUUGAAACAAUCAAGUCGGUACAAGCUCGUGCCGGCAGACUAACUGCCACGUGGCACCCGAAGAUGGAGCAUCCCACCGUUCCAGAAGAGCUGAGAGAGUCAUCGGCAAAGAUUUUCACGGCCAAGACGAUUGUUUCCGUUUACCAGGGCAGCUGGGAGGUGUCUGGCGAGUGGAACAAAAUCUUUCCAGACUAUAAGUUUACGACAAUCCAAGAGUUUCUUGAGAAAUGGUGGGCUGAUAAAGAGUAG
Molecule: messenger RNA, 957 nt
Organism: Trichoderma breve
Lineage: Eukaryota; Fungi; Ascomycota; Sordariomycetes; Hypocreales; Hypocreaceae
Product: NAD(P)H-binding domain-containing protein
Exons: 5
Coding region: 1-957 (318 amino acids)
Source: RefSeq, a predicted model, not a curated record